AUGCGCACGACCUCACUCUCCGGGCUGCUGCUGCUUCUGGCCAGCAGGGCCUCUGCCGACUUCCAGCGGCCGCAGCGACCAUUGUCGGUCGACCUAGCCGACGAGGCAGCCAACCGAAGACCACAGACGUCGGCGCCGCCGUACCGCGACGAUCUCCUGGCGCUGCACCGCGGUCUGGUGGAGACGGCGUCGGUGACGGGGACCGAAGCGGACGUGGGUGCCUGGCUGGUGGACUAUCUGCGGCAGCGCAACUACACGGCGGUGCGACAGGCGGUGCAGCCGCGCGAGUCGGGCCAGAAGCGGUUCAACGUGGUGGCCUGGAUGGGAGGGAGCAGCGAGGACGAUCUGUCGUGGUCGUCGUCAUCGUCGUCGUCCUUUGCCCUCCCUCCCUCGCGCGUUCUCGUGACGUCGCACAUCGACGUGGUGCCGCCGCACAUUGGGUACGCCAUCGACGACGCCGGCGACGCGAUCACGAGCAAGACGGCCAUCCGGGGUCGUGGCAGCGUCGAUGCCAAGGGCAGCGUGGCGGCCCAGCUGACGGCCGUGGAGGCGCUGCGCCGGGCCGGCCGCGUGGGCCCGGGCGACCUGGCCCUGCUGUACGUCGUCGGCGAGGAGGACGGGGGGGACGGGAUGGUGGCCUUUUCCGCGUCUCUGUCGCCGUCGUUCGCCUUUCAGUCUGCCAUCUUUGGCGAGCCGACCGAAAACCGGCUGGCCUGUGGCCACAAGGGCAUCCUCGGCUGCACCGUCACGGCACGCGGCCGCGCCGGCCACUCAGGCUACCCCUGGCUCGGCCGCAGCGCCAACGAGCUGCUGCUGCGCGGCCUUCUCGCCGUCGUCGAUACCGAUCUCGGCAGCAGCCCGCUCUACGGCGCCACCACCGUCAACAUCGGCCGCAUGGCUGGUGGCGUCGCGGCCAACGUCAUCCCUGCCGAUGCUACCGCCCAUAUCGCCAUCCGCGUCGCCACCGCCCCCCAGGCUGACGGCCACGAACGCGUCCGCACUCGCCUCACCGAUGCCCUCCGCAGCGUCGACCCUGACCCAAACCAUCUUGACGUCACGUGUGGCCAUGGCUACGGUGUCGUCGAGUGCAAUUGUCAUGUGGAAGGCUUCCAAACUAUGGUCGCAAACUACGGCACCGACAUCCCCGGUCUCGCCGGCAACCACACCCGCUACCUCUACGGUCCUGGCAGCAUCUUGGUGGCGCACUCGGACCACGAGACCCUCACGGUCGGCGACCUGGAAGAGGCCGUCGAGGGCUACAAGACACUGAUCGAGCACGCGCUCCAAUAA
Molecule: messenger RNA, 1290 nt
Organism: Grosmannia clavigera kw1407
Lineage: Eukaryota; Fungi; Ascomycota; Sordariomycetes; Ophiostomatales; Ophiostomataceae
Product: acetylornithine deacetylase
Exons: 2
Coding region: 1-1290 (429 amino acids)
Molecular function (GO): hydrolase activity
Source: RefSeq, a predicted model, not a curated record